GUCGAGCCCGAGGCCAAGGUUUGGUGGGAGGGGAUGCCCGCGGAGUGGCGCGUCUCUGAGGAUGGUUUCGUGGACAGCGCGGCCUAUCACACCACAGUGUCUGGGAUAAGUCGUCCUGGGUUCUCGAGUGCUCAGAUAGACCCUGCAGGCUCGGUAGUCGGCGUUUGCUAUGGAAUUGUGCCCUUGCAGCUUGCACCGCUCCAGCAGGCUAUAGAUGAUGAAGACAUGGCCUUUCUAUCCACCCACUGCGAGCGGGACCCUGAGAACCCCCUGCACGUGUACGACGAUUGCGCGGCCACG
Molecule: messenger RNA, 300 nt
Organism: Prorocentrum cordatum
Lineage: Eukaryota; Dinophyceae; Prorocentrales; Prorocentraceae
Source: the annotation of a GenBank genome assembly